AUGGAGUGGAUCGGUCAAAAAGUCUUUAAGCGUGGAUACUGGAAGAGCAGAGAGGAGAGAUGGAUGGAGGUGGAGAUCCUGGAUGUGGAAGAAGGUGGUCAACUCACCGAUGGGAUUAUUGAAGAUGAAGAUGACGAAGAGGAUGGCCACUCCCAUAGCUGUGUGGUUUCCUUGUCAACAGUUGUUGAUGGGUUCACCUGGGUAGAGGGCACAUGUGAGUGGAGGGUCGAGGGCGUAUUGGAAGUGAAAGUGAUGCGAUGGCUUGAGGGUGAUCAUCAUGAGCAUGAGGAAGAGGAGCAGAGACAAUGUGGUUGUCAUUGGACUGACGACUGUAUGGAUGUCAAUGUCGAUGAUGAAGACGCUGAUGAAUCAUCAGAACAGAGUGAAGAUGAUGAAAAUGAUUCUGAGGAAGUCAAGGAUCUCAAGACUGACAUUCUUGAAGAGCUGGCACUGCAUUUGUUCUGA
Suillus subalutaceus is the source of this 465-nucleotide messenger RNA. RefSeq lists its product as uncharacterized. Bases 1 to 465 code for a protein of 154 amino acids. The record is from RefSeq and is a predicted model, not a curated record. The transcript is spliced from 2 exons. NCBI's taxonomy places the organism in Eukaryota, Fungi, Basidiomycota, Agaricomycetes, Boletales, Suillaceae.